This is a messenger RNA of Humulus lupulus (European hop), 519 nucleotides long. RefSeq names its product disease resistance protein Roq1-like. NCBI's taxonomy places the organism in Eukaryota, Viridiplantae, Streptophyta, Magnoliopsida, Rosales, Cannabaceae. The transcript is spliced from 2 exons. Bases 1 to 519 code for a protein of 172 amino acids. The record is from RefSeq and is a predicted model, not a curated record. Gene Ontology annotation, biological process: signal transduction.
AUGGAUGUUGAUGAGCUCUCCAUCCUCACCUCUCCGAAGAAGUACGCUGUGUUCAUUAGCUUUAGAGGCGAAGAUACUCGCAAAAGUUUUACUAGUCAUCUGCUUAAAGCACUCAUCAACAACAGAAUUGAAACCUAUGUUGACGAAAAACUUGAUCGAGGAAAGAAGAUCUCCAAAGAGCUUCUUAAUGCCAUCGACAACUCUAAAAUUUCUGUAGUCGUUUUCUCUGAAAAUUAUGCAUCUUCUUCUUGGUGUUUGGACGAACUGGUGCAUAUUAUCCAAUGUAUGAAGAAGGAAACACAGAUGGUUUUGCCUGUGUUUUACCACGUUGAUCCAAGUGACGUACGUUCACAAAAAAGAAGUUAUGCUGUUGCUUUUGAAAAACUUACUAAAGAAAGUUACAAUGAUGCUACCAUACAAAAAUGGAAGGAUGCUUUAACAGAAGCUGCUAACCUUUCUGGAUGUCUGAUUCGAAACUUUUGGAAUAAUGAUAACUUUGGUUAUUGGUCAUUGUUCUAA